AUGAAGGAUAGAGAAAGCGAAGGAAGUCUUGACAACAGAAUCUUCGUUGGAGGGUUGUCUUGGGAUGUCACUGAGAGGCAGCUUGAGGAUGCUUUUGACCGCUACGGAAAAAUCAACGAGUGUCAGAUCAUGGUGGAGAAAGAUAUUGGGCGUCCACGUGGUUUUGGGUUUAUAACAUUCACUGAUCGCCGAGGAGCUGAUGAUGCAAUUAAGCAAAUGCACGGGAGAGAGUUGGGUGGUAGGGUCAUCUCUGUGACCAAGGCUGAGCCUAAGGCUGGGGGAGAUGAUGUAGAUAAGAAUGGAGGCUAUUCACCACGAGGGAAAGGAAGCUAUGGAGGAGGAGGAGCUUCUGAGGAUGAGUGCUUUAAGUGUGGAAACCCUGGUCAUUGGGCUAGAGAAUGCCCAUCCACUGGUGGUGAUCGAGGACGGUUCAGAGAUCCGCCUGCAGUGCGCUCUAGAAAUGGAGAAUUUGAUGGACACCGAGACCGCUAUGGAGAUCGUGAGGUGGAACGGGAGCGUGACCGUUACAGUGAUGAGCGCCGUGAUGGUGGACGUGAGAUUAGCAGGAUGAAAGAUAGAGAAAACGAAGGAACUCUUGACCACAGAAUCUUCGUUGGAGGAUUGUCUUGUCAUAUCACUGAGAGGCAGCUUGAGCAUACUUUUGACCGCUAUGGAAAAAUCAUCGAUUGUCAGAUCAUGGUGGAGAGAGAUACAGGCCGUCCACGUGGUUUUGGGUUUAUUACAUUCACCGAUCGCCGAGGAGCUGAUGAUGCAAUCAAGCGCAUGCACGGGAGAGAGUUGGGUGAUAGGGUCAUCUCAGUGAACAAGGCUGCGCCCAAGGCUGGAGGAGAUGAUGUAGAUAGGAGCGGAGGCUAUUCAUCAUCACUAGGGAGGGGAAGCUAUGGAGGAGAUUCUGAAGACAAGUGCUUUAAGUGUGGACGCCCUGGUCAUUGGGCUAGAGAAUGCCCAUCAGCUGGUGGUGAUCAAGGACGGUUCAGAGAUCCGCCUGGACACCGGGACCGGUACGGAGAUGGUGAGCUGGAAUGGGACCGUUACAUGGAUGGGCGUCGUAGAGACCGAGACAGAUAUGAAACUCGUGAUCACUAUCCAAUGGAGAGAUAUGCGUCUCCUGGAGACCGGUAUGCAAUGCCUCAUCAUCUUGACAAUGAAUAUGGUGGGAGAGAGAGAGGCUAUGAGAGGGACAGAUACGCAAGAGGUGCGAGUGAUAGGUAUGGUGUGGGACCGUUACGUGAUGAAGGAAGAGCCUAUAGAAGCAGAUCAGGUCCUUAUGACCGUCCUCUUAGCCGAGCUUGA
Molecule: messenger RNA, 1314 nt
Organism: Microthlaspi erraticum
Lineage: Eukaryota; Viridiplantae; Streptophyta; Magnoliopsida; Brassicales; Brassicaceae
Source: the annotation of a GenBank genome assembly